Raphanus sativus (radish) is the source of this 1736-nucleotide messenger RNA. Its product is annotated as la-related protein 6C-like. Gene Ontology annotation, molecular function: mRNA binding. Gene Ontology annotation, cellular component: nucleus. Gene Ontology annotation, biological process: RNA processing. The record is from RefSeq and is a predicted model, not a curated record. The transcript has 10 exons. Bases 74 to 1444 code for a protein of 456 amino acids. NCBI's taxonomy places the organism in Eukaryota, Viridiplantae, Streptophyta, Magnoliopsida, Brassicales, Brassicaceae.
AAAAUUAUUUCAAAAUAUAAAAUACCAAAAAAAAAUAUUUUAUUAAGGAGAUUUUUUGCAUAGUGAGGGGAACAUGGCGCAGAUACAACGAGAUGAUGUAGAGUCCGUCACCAAGGAAACGACAGAGAAGAAGAUAUUAGACGGAGGAAGAGGCGGAGGAUCUUCUGCCUCUCAGGCGUCAUCGUUCAAAUUCAACGCUCAGGCACCGGAAUUCGUACCGCGAUCACACACCACCGCACUAACACCGCAGGUCUCUCCGAUCUCCGGUUACUUCUAUCCUUACUUCCACUACAACGACCUCUCCAUAGGAGGAUACAGUGGCGGUGGAGGAGGUUCUGGCGUAGAUUCUUAUUCGUCAGACUGGAUCUUCGUCGGAGGAGGAGAUACCGUUCAGCAUCAAGACAUUCAUGAUCCGACGGCAGCGUUUUACGUUUCGAAUCCGGUGGUUCAGUUUCCGGCGAAUCAGAACUUGUCUUCUUCGUCGAAGAGUUUGCUCUCCGACGAUCUUCGCCUUAAGAUCGUGAAACAGGUUGAGUACCAGUUCACGGACAUGAGUCUCCUAGCCAAUGAGUCCAUCUCAAAGCACAUAAACAAAGACCCUGAAGGUUAUGUGCCAAUAUCUUAUAUCGCUUCGACCAAGAAGAUCAAGGCUUUGACAAGUCAUCAACACUUAGUUGUAUUGGCUCUACGCUCCUCUUCUAAGCUCGUUGUGAGUGAAGACAGCAAGAAAGUUAAGCGUAAAACUCCAUUUACUGAUCGAGACAAAGAGGAAUUACAGGGCCGGACUGUUGUUGCAGAGAAUUUGCCAGAUGAUCACUCUUACCAGAACCUCGAGAAGAUCUUUGGAGUUGUCGGAAACGUUAAGGCAAUUAGAAUAUGUCAUCCUCCAGAGUCCAACACCUCACGUCCAAAAGGAGAUUUCUUGAUGAGCAACAAAAUUCACGCACUUAUCGAGUAUGACCACACUGUCGUCGCGGAUAAAGCUGUGGAGAAGCUGAGCGAUGAAAGAAACUGGAGGAAAGGACUUCGUGUUAGGCUGCUUCUUAGAUGCUCGCCCAAAUCAGUGCUCAAGCACAGAAGAAACUUUGAUGGCAUCCUCAUAGAUGAUGAAAAUCCUUAUGAAUCAGGAGAAGACUCUCCACGUCUCCAUUUAACAGAACAACACGUUGAUAACGACGGUGAUGACAACAAUAUUGGUGGACUGUGGGGAAAAGGGAGAGGAAAAGGACGAGGACGAUCUCCUAGAAGCUAUGCAGUAGGAGGAGGAGGACGUAGCUCCGGGGUCGGGCUCGGGCUUGGACUCAGCAUCGGCUCGAUGACGCCGAGCCUUGGCCUGCAUGAAUCUUCAUCUCCCAAAACAGCUACAAAGGGACCAAGAAUGCCUGAUGGAACCAGAGGCUUCAACAUGGGACGUGGCAAAACCUUCAAUCUCACUGUCACCUAACAAUCUCUAAAUACUUCUCUACCAACAACGACUACUUCUGAUUAUAAUUAAAGAGGUAAAAGCUAUAGAAUUAACCAAAUAAUACAUGUGGGUUUUGAUAUGGGUUCAUAUAAGCAAGGACAUCACUUUGUGAUAGUGUACGAACUAUAAAAGCAUGGUGAAGCUUUUGAGGGUUUCUUACUUCUUUAUACAUUUUUUUUUAAUCCUCCCGUGUUCUUUUUGUAUGUUUUGAUAUAUUUAUUUUUGUGAGAUUAUUUUAAUAAUGACGGGUUAUAGCACAAUGAUCAUUGAC